UUCCAAGUACUAAUGGGUUGCCCGCCCUCCGAGGCGUGGCCCAGGGGGGAAGGACCAGGAAGGUCUGCCUGCUUUGCUUUGCCUUGCCUUGCCUUGCUUUGUCUCGCCUGCCUCUCAGGCUGGGAAGCCAGCGCCUUCGGGGAAGGAAGCAGGGCCAGCCAGCCUGAAUAGAAUGAAUUACUGCCCUAUCUUUAAAAAAUUGCAAGCUACAGAGGAACAAUUUGCAUUAAAUAUGUCACUUCUUGCUACUGCUCUCUGGUUCUGCAGGCAACUAUAUACAUAUAUAGCUCAUCUACUGAAAAGAUGGAGCAGAUACCUACAGAGAAAAUUCACAAAAAACCAAAGUGUUUUGGGCGAAGUUGAUCUGCUCAGCUACUGUGCAAAAAAAUGGAAAGGAGAAACAGAGCAGGCCAGACAGAUGAGAAAGGCUUAUGAACAGUUGCUUUGGAAACACGAUGUGAAAUACCUGAGAGAAGUCAGACAGGAUAACUAUUGCGUGCUGAGAGCUGUAUUAUACCAGAUCUUCCGGCAAGGACUUCGCCCUCCAUCAUGGACUAAGGCAAUCGAUGUCCUAAAGCUCCCAGAAAAACUUCUGUAUUCCCAAGGCUGCAAUUGGAUCCAGCAGUAUAGUUUUGGACCGGAACAGUACACAGGUCCCAAUACAUUGGGGAAGUUACGCAAAUGUAUCGAAGCAUUAAAAAAUCAGUGGAUGGAAAUCAGUGGUAUUAAAGACCAGUAUGAAAGAUGGAACCUGUGCAACGCCCUCUUUAAUGACAAAAGUAUGGAGCACAAGUUAUAUGAAGGUGUAAAGUUCAUGAUGCUCUACCAAGUAAUAGAGGCCUACGAAUGCUUCAGCAACAAACAGAAAGGCUUGCCAAGGUUUUUUUACAACCUGUUUACCCGUGAUACUUCCUCGGACCCUUUAAGUUAUAUGAUGAAUCAUCUAAAUUCUGGCGAUGGAAGAGGUCUGGAUCAGGUUGAAAUGUUUCUCCUUGGAUAUUGUCUUGAAGUUAAAAUAGUAGUUUAUCGAUUUUCUAAGUUCAGUUCAGAAGUUUCUCAAGAAAACUAUUUGGAGGGCUAUCAGAAUGAAGUUUUUCUUCUAACUGAAGAUGACCGUCACUAUAACAUUCCAGUUGCCAAGAUAGAAAACUAAUUUCCGAUGAAGAAUAGUGCAGUUAAGACUGUAUGCCAAGCUUGAAACACAAGAAACACAGCUCAGCUAGGCAUCCCAAUCCAACUGCAAUAGCCACUCAUUGGCUAUGAAUCAGGCCAUCUCUCAGCUUAUCUACCUCAGAGAUUUGUUGUUAAGUCCAAAACAAUGUAUAUGGCACUUCCAAGUAGUCAACACAAGUAUGCUUAUGGACGAAGAAUUUGACAGCAUACAAUCUGGCUAUUGCUGAAUAUUCACAUAGACAAACUUCUGUGAUUUGGGUAUAGUGACAUCACAAACUUGUAAAGCAGUUGUUACCCUCUGUCUGAAGGGGGGGGUCUAGUUUUGUAAAAGAGUGGGGCCUAGGGAUCUCUCAAGAGAGAAUUCGCAGCACUACUACCAAGUGGAAAUUUGCCGAAGUCUUGCGGAAAAUUGAUAUAUAACUGAUCUGAAAUGGUACACCAUAGAUGUCCUCUGAGACUCCAGAUGAUAGUUCUACCAGUCCUCAUUUUUAUUUAUAUCAGAGUGGGCACAGUGCAGCCUUCCAGAUCUCACUGGAUUACAGCUCUUGCAUUCCUCAUGAUUGCCUGUUCUUGUUAUGGAUGCUGACUUCAGUAGCAUCCAGAAGUCUGCACUUUAGACCAAAUGUUGUGUCUACACAGAGGGCUACAUCAGCCUUGUGGUUGCCUUCAAAAGGCCAUUUGUAAUAAUAAGACUGUAUAAAUAUAUCUAUGUUACCCUUGUGGGCCACAAAAUGCUGUAGUGGGACAACUUCAGCCCAUGGGCCUUGCUUUUGACAUGCGUGAUCUAUAGCUUCUAUUGUAGUCCUAACCUAUUUGUUGGGUAAGCGGAGACUUACAAUAGCCUGUAUCCAAGUAGAAAAAUUGAAACCUUGUUUGAAUUCAUGGAUGUGGUAGGUAAGUGUUCUUUGAAAGUGCUGAUUUGUUUUGGAAAUAAGAGGUCUUCUUCAAAUAACAGCUAAUGGAAAAUGAGGUAAUGCUUGCCUGUUCACGUUGUACAGUAUGUGUGGUUUGGUCUGAAGCAGGCAUCAGAAGCGUUUUUAUUCCUUAGUGAAAUUACAAGAGUUUUGUUUGCAUUUUCACAUUUCAGAAUUGCUUUUGUGGAAGAAAAUGCAUUUUGUGCCAAAUGCAUUGCAGGGUUUUUGUGAGGAAAAAUCUUAUUUCUGCAGAAUACAUUAUUUUGUUUCCCAAAAUAACCUUUUUGUUGUUGGGAGGAUAAAAGAUCUUGAUCUUUAUCUUCUGUAAUGUUUGCACAAGGGUGGAAAAUAUUACAGAAGAUAACAUGGGGACAAUUUUUCUAGCAUGUACAAGAAGAUUUACAAGUAACCUUCACAUCCACAAUUAGGAGAGUAGGAAUAUGUUGCCCACCAGUGGUCCGCAAAAACUAAAAUAUAUUCCAUGAAAAAUUAAAA
Molecule: messenger RNA, 2582 nt
Organism: Anolis sagrei ordinatus
Lineage: Eukaryota; Metazoa; Chordata; Lepidosauria; Squamata; Anolidae
Gene: OTULINL
Product: OTU deubiquitinase with linear linkage specificity like
Source: RefSeq, a predicted model, not a curated record